AUGGUCAUUACUGGACCUGAUUCGACAUUCAUCCAGGAUCUUAAACAUCAAUUACAAACUGUAUUUCAUAUGAAAGAUCUUGGUAACUUGCAGUAUUUCCUUGCCCUUGAGGUUCAUUCUACCUCCAAGGGUAUAUUUCUUCAUCAACAUAAGUAUGUGACAUACCUUGUUUCUAUGGCGGGCCUCAAAUCAGCUAAUCCGGUAAAUACUCCUCUUAAAGUUAAUGUGAAAUAUCACCAAGAUGAGGGUGAUCUAUUGGCAAAUCCUUUACUUUGGACACAAAAUUCUCUAUUUGCUAAGUACCUCUCAAUGAAGUCUCUUUUUCCCAUUGGCACAAUGCCAAAAUUGAGUGCCUAUAGUGAUGCCAAUUGGGCCGAGUGUCCUGACACUCGACAAUCGGUCACCAGUUGGUGCAAGAUUGUUGUUGAAUCCAAUUUGAAAAAGGAUAGUGAGUUGUGGUGGAUGGAGAAUGAAGCAAAACGAGAUAUUCUUAUCAACGUCAAGGAUGAUGGUGCAAUGAAAGAUUGGUUGUUGUAUAUGCAUGCCAAAGAGAAAUGA
Messenger RNA from Cicer arietinum (chickpea), 558 nucleotides. Lineage: Eukaryota; Viridiplantae; Streptophyta; Magnoliopsida; Fabales; Fabaceae. The record is from RefSeq and is a predicted model, not a curated record.